AUGGCUAAAAUCAUCUUCGUUACAGGCACAGGGACAGAUGUGGGCAAAACAUUCAUUUCAGCUUUAUUAGUCCACAGAUUAAAAGCUGAUUAUUGGAAGGCAGUUCAAACUGGCUUAGAAUGUGAUACAGGUGACACAAGAACGAUUUCAAAGUUUCCCACUGAAUUGACUGGCUGGAAACCGAAGCUAUUUCCACCAAGAUUUCAGUUCAAGAGACCGCUUUCACCUUACAAUGCAAUGGAAUUUGAAUCAGAGGUUGACAUCAAAUUGUCAGACUUUUGCAUUCCAUCUGCUGAUGAUCUUCAAAAUGAUGUUUUAAUUGUUGAAGGUGCCGGUGGAUUAUUUGUGCCAAUAACCAAAAAACUUGAAAUUACAACAGAUCUGAUUCAAAACAUGAUCGUAAGGUAUCCCCAGCAUGAAAUAGCUAUAGUUGUCGUUGCAGACAGUGGUCUUGGCACCUUGAAUCAUACCAUGCUCACAGUCGAACAUUUGAACAAUCAUGGGCUAGGUGAAAAUUUUUCAGGUUGCAUCCUUAAUGGUCCGAUAAACGCCAUUAACGCCAAAACACUGAGAUCAUUUGGAGUUAAUAUCUUGAGUGAGAUAGAGCGUUGUGAAACUAACCAGGACUUAAACAGGGCUCUCAACAAGAUGCCCGAUGUGCAUGCUCUAUAUGUCCAUAACAAGUAA
Molecule: messenger RNA, 687 nt
Organism: Kluyveromyces lactis
Lineage: Eukaryota; Fungi; Ascomycota; Saccharomycetes; Saccharomycetales; Saccharomycetaceae
Gene: BIO4
Product: dethiobiotin synthase
Exons: 1
Coding region: 1-687 (228 amino acids)
Biological process (GO): biotin biosynthetic process
Molecular function (GO): magnesium ion binding; dethiobiotin synthase activity; ATP binding
Source: RefSeq, a predicted model, not a curated record